Spinacia oleracea (spinach) is the source of this 3394-nucleotide messenger RNA. RefSeq names its product casein kinase 1-like protein HD16. Gene Ontology annotation, molecular function: ATP binding; protein kinase activity. The coding region runs from base 602 to 2731 and encodes 709 amino acids. The record is from RefSeq and is a predicted model, not a curated record. Gene Ontology annotation, biological process: protein phosphorylation. The transcript has 17 exons. NCBI's taxonomy places the organism in Eukaryota, Viridiplantae, Streptophyta, Magnoliopsida, Caryophyllales, Amaranthaceae.
UCGUAUAAAAACACAAGGGUUUUCUUUUCUGUUCUCUAGACACCAUUUAGAAUUUAGAGAGACAUGGAAAAAUAAAAAAUGAAUUCCAACAAAAUAUAAAAAUAAAAAUACCACCCAAACAUUAUAUAAAAAAAAAAAAAAAAAUACCAAGAGAGAUAAGCGUUUAGCGAAGCAAAGCAUUGGCAUUGCAAAGAAAGACGCCCUCUUUCUCCUCUACCUACAACUUUAUCUCAUAAAUUCAUCAAACCCCAUAAACUAAAAAUAAGAUAAAACUAUUCAUAUUCUUUGAUUUUUUUGAACCCAGUUUCCCAUUUCUCAGAAAUUUGAAUUUUUGUGUUCUUCAAGUUUAAUAAACUUACUUUCAUUUCCCUUUAAGAGAUUAUAAAGAUUGGAUUUUUUUGGGUUUUCUGGGUAAUUUUGUUGCAGAUGUAAGCAACUGAAGAUCUGUGGCCGAUCUUUUUUGGGACUCAGAGUGUUUUUAACUCUAAUUUUAUUGUUUUUUUCAGCCGAUCCUUGGUGGGUUUGUUGCUUAAAAGAAGGAUCUGAAAGGUGAAAGGGAUUAUGUUGUAAUCUCGAGGGAGGUAAUUUGUAUGGGUGGACGAUGCCAGAGUUGCGAAGUGGAGCUCGAAGAUCGAAGAGGCUUGGUGAUCUUCAGCAGCCUGCCCCUGAAUUGAAUGACCAGGGUGAAAAUUUUCUUCCAUCUACGCAAAACAAAACGAGGCGAAGAGGUGGUGGUAGAGGGAGAGGUGCAAAUGCUGCAGCUGGUGUAGCUAAAGCAGCAAUAGGAGCUAGGCAAACCGGUGGUGCUGGUCGAGGUCGGGGUGUUAGAGUGAUAGAUUUAGACCCUGAAAUUCCGGGUGACGGUCUUCCUCAAGUUGCGCCUAUAGGAGUUGCUGGUGCCACUCACAAUCGAGUGGAGGGUGCUGCUGGUAAAGAUAUUGCAAUGGAGGGAGGGAGCGGAGAUAAGCUGGUGGCUGCUGAAGAUGAUUCUAACCUAACACCUGUUCCUGAAAGGGUCCAAGUGGGCACUUCUCCUGUAUAUAAGAUCGAGCGGAAGCUGGGUAAGGGUGGUUUUGGCCAGGUUUAUGUUGGCCGAAGAAUGGUUGGCGGCACUGACAGGAUAGGACCAGAUGCUAUUGAGGUAGCUGUAAAGUUUGAACACCGCAACAGUAAGGGUUGCAAUUAUGGUCCUCCCUAUGAGUGGCAGGUUUACAACUCUUUGAACGCAUGUUAUGGUGUCCCUUCGGUUCAUUUCAAAGGGCGCCAAGCAGAAUACUACAUUUUGAUCAUGGACAUGCUUGGACCAAGUCUAUGGGAUGUUUGGAAUUCUUUAGGACAAUCGAUGUCUCCAAAUAUGGUAGCAUGCAUUGCUGUGGAGGCAAUAUCAAUCCUAGAAAAGCUUCAUUUGAAAGGUUUUGUGCAUGGGGAUGUGAAGCCGGAAAAUUUUCUUCUUGGUCAACCUGGAACUGCAGAUGAGAAGAAGUUAUAUCUUAUAGAUCUUGGUUUAGCAUCUAGAUGGAAAGAUGUAUCAUCUGGUCAUCAUGUUGAAUAUGAUCAGCGGCCUGAUGUCUUCAGGGGAACAAUAAGAUAUGCAAGUGUCCAUGCACACUUGGGUCGAACAGGCAGUAGGAGGGAUGAUCUUGAGUCAUUGGCAUAUACUUUGAUCUUUCUUAUCAAAGGGAGGCUACCAUGGCAGGGUUAUCAAGGAGACAACAAGAGUUUUCUUGUCUGUAAGAAAAAAAUGGGCACUUCUCCGGAGUUGAUGUGUUGCUUCUGCCCUGCCCCAUUCAAACAGUUCCUUGAAGCUGUGACUAUCAUGAAAUUUGACGAGGAGCCAAAUUAUGCAAAACUUAUAUCAUAUUUUGACAGCCUGAUUGAACCUUGUGCGCCGCUUCGACCUAUUAAAAUUGAUGGAGCCCUAAAGGUGGGCAAUAAACGGGGACGGAUGCUCGUUAAUAAUUUGGAGGAAGACGAGCAGCCGAAGAAAAAAAUACGAUUAGGUAGUCCGGCAACUCAGUGGAUUUCAGUUUACAAUGCUCGUCGUCCCAUGAAGCAGAGAUAUCAUUACAAUGUAGCGGAUGCGAGGCUUAAGCAACACAUAGACAAGGGAAAUGAAGAUGGAUUAUAUAUCAGUUGUGUGGCCUCAGCUACAAACCUAUGGGCCCUAAUCAUGGAUGCGGGAACUGGUUUCGGUGCUCAAGUGUGGGAACUCUCCAAUGUUUUCUUGCACAAGGAUUGGAUCAUGGAACAGUGGGAGAAGAACUUCUAUAUUAGCUCAAUAGCUGGUGCAUCCAAUGGAAGUUCUUUGGUGGUUAUGUCUAAAGGUACUUCUUACACUCAACAGUCAUAUAAAGUGAGCGACUCAUUCCCAUUCAAGUGGAUUAAUAAAAAAUGGAAAGAAGGAUUUCAUGUAACUUCCAUGACAACAGCUGGUAGUCGAUGGGGAGUAGUAAUGUCUAGAAAUGCAGGAUUUACCGAUCAGGUUGUUGAGCUAGAUUUCCUGUAUCCGAGUGAGGGUAUACACAGGAGAUGGGAGAGUGGCUACAGAAUAACUUCCAUGGCUGCAACGCCAGAUCAAGCAGCGUUUGUGCUGAGCAUUCCAAAGCGUAAAACGAUGGAUGAAACACAAGAAACUCUGAGAACCUCUGCCUUUCCCAGUACUCAUGUAAAGGAAAAGUGGGCAAAAAAUCUCUAUAUCGCUUCAAUAUGCUAUGGCCGGACGGUGUGCUGAUUUGUUUGCGGCAUGUACAUAUCUCGCUGAAGAUUUUCAAGUGCGCUCCCUAAAGGCUGGGAACGGGCGCUAACUGCCGCUAUUUUGGGUGUUAGAGGGUGAGCCUCUUUUCAACGUCCCAGGGGUAUACAUGCUUCCAUAAUGACUUACCCCUCAUGUAUGUUGUAAAAAGGUGUCCGUAUAUAUACCAUUUGAGAGAUAGGGAAACCAAAAAAAAUGGCUAAAAAUUUGGAAGAAUGCAACCCGGAAGCCAAAGAUGAGUUAGAGGAUCUAAUUAUUCUGCCUGGAAAAAAGACAAACAAAUAUCUAAUAUGGAAAUGGUAUUUGAUGUUUCAUAUAAAUGGGGAGAAGAUAUAUAUAUAUAUAUAUAUAUAUUCCAGCAUAUAUAUAUAUAUAUAUAUAUAUAUAUAUAUAUAUAUAUAUUCCAGCAGAUAGUAUUUUCAAUGUAACGCCUAAUCUGCUGGAAUAUAUUCGGUAAUGAAAAAUCUUUCUAAAUUUUAAAUUUCCUAGCCUUGAUAGUUUGUUGCUAAUAGAAAGCCUGAACUAUGAUUUUAGUGCAAAAAAUGGCCAUCUUAUCCUCUCUAUUAUGUUGGUGGUGUAUCGUGUAUCGUGUAAACCUCUUGUUCGCAAUUGAAAUGCAUACAUAUGAACUGAUUUUUAGAA